Molecule: messenger RNA, 619 nt
Organism: Medioppia subpectinata
Lineage: Eukaryota; Metazoa; Arthropoda; Arachnida; Sarcoptiformes; Oppiidae
Source: the annotation of a GenBank genome assembly
ACUUUUUUAUGGUAUAUAAGAGAUUCAGAAUUUUGAAUAAUCAUUAAACAACAAAAUAUUUGUAAUUAAUAUAAUUUGAGUUAAAAACUAUCAAACUUUUAAUUCUCUCCAAACAUGCGUUCAAUGAUUGCUGUUUUGACUCUACUUUUCGUUGUAUUCACUAUUGGUGAAAUGGCGAAUGUCAAUCAACAAUUCUCAAAGACUAUUCCCAAAGUUACACAAGACUUUAAAGCAGCGUUUGAUAAAGACUUUAAACAGGGUGAAAUGGCAAAUGUCAAUCAACAUUUCUCAAAGACUAUUCCCAAAGUUACACAAGACUUCAAAGCAGCGUUUGAUAAAGACUUUAAACAGGGCUUAAAUGUGAGCACUUAUGGCGCGAAUGGUAACGACUGUUGGGUGUGUUCGAGUCCCUGCUCUAUGAUAUACUGUUGUGAUGACGGGUACCCCCAGUGCUGUGUUGUGGGCGGUUAUUGUGCCUGUUGUUCACAUUAACCUAACUAUAAUUCAUGCCAUAUUAUUAUUAAACAACUAACAAGUAUCUGUAAUGUUAACAAAUUUUAUUAAUUUGAUAAAUUUAAUAAAAAUAAUUUUUAAUUUUUAAAAAUUCAUUGUAUUAAAA